Molecule: messenger RNA, 1827 nt
Organism: Sphenostylis stenocarpa
Lineage: Eukaryota; Viridiplantae; Streptophyta; Magnoliopsida; Fabales; Fabaceae
Source: the annotation of a GenBank genome assembly
AUGAGGUGGGAAAAGGUGAAGGGACUAGGAGGAGAUGGACCAGGGAAGAGGUGGGGCCACACGUGUAACACCAUUAGAGAUGGCAGACUUCUUUAUCUUUUCGGUGGUUACGGCAAAAAUAACUGUCUGACCAACCAAGUUCACGUCUUCGACACUUUUAGGCAGAGUUGGAGUGAACCAGCAGUUAAAGGGUCCCCACCUAUUCCUAGGGAUAGUCAUAGUUGCUCGGUUGUUGGUGAUGGUCUUUUUGUGUUUGGGGGUACAGAUGGGACCAGGCAACUGAAUGAUUUGCACAUUCUAGACAUUUCUUCACAUACAUGGAUUGUUCCGACUGUGAGAGGGGAAGCACCACCGGCGCGAGAGGGCCAUGGUGCUGCAGUUAUUGGCAAAAGACUAUUUGUGUUUGGCGGUUGUGGGACAUCUGCAGAUAAUAAUGACGUGUUCUACAAUGACCUUUACAUAUUGAAUACAGAAACGUAUGUAUGGAUGUGUGCUACAACAUCAGGCACUCCACCAUCUCCUCGAGAUAGCCACACUUGUUCAUCUUGGAGAAACAAACUUAUUGUGGUAGCUGGUGAAGAUGAACAUGACUAUUAUCUGUCUGAUGUUCAUGUCCUAGAUACUGAUACUCUAACCUGGAGCAAACUGCGUACGUUUGGCCAAUUAUUGCCACCUCGAGCUGGUCAUUGUACAGUUUCUUUGGGCCAAACAUUGUUUGUUUUUGGGGGCUUUUCGGAAUCUCAAAGCCUAUACAACGACCUUUAUAUGCUUGACAUUGAGACUGGUGCGUGUUCGAAGGUGGUAACUACAACUAAUGGUCCUUGUGCUAGAUUUGCCGUAGCUGGUGACUGUUUAGACCCAUAUAUGAAUGGUGUUCUUGUGUUUUUGGGAGGUUGUAAUAGAAAUCUGGAGGCACUGGAUGAUAUGUAUUACCUAUACACAGGGAUUGCAUGGGAAAGAGAAAAUAGACCUGAGAAGUUAUCCUUAAGGAAGCAAUUAAAGCUGAAAUGUCAAGGACAGAAUCUCAGUCUUGUCCAAAACCCAGUUCUGUGUGGAUAUGAAGUGGGUGCUGACAGUAAACAUCCCAUGACAAUCUUGAACUACAACCAACCAAGUAAAGUAGAUAUCCCAGGAAGGAAACCCGUGCCUCUUGGAAAGAGAACGUUUGUAGCCAAAGUUACUGAAAAAAGCUCUACAGGAUAUACUAUUGAAACUGUUAUUGAUGGAAAGCCUCUUCACGGAAUUCUGUUUUCAAACAAGCCAAACAUUCUUAGUCCAGUUUCUAAUACUUCCAGUAGGAAAAGGACUGCUGGUGACGUUGGAACUCUUGCUUCAAAUGGUAUACAUAUACACUCAAGCAAUGUAACAACUUCUACAGUUCUCGGGCAAGAUAAAAUGGAAUAUCAACAGGAAUUAUGGGGAGGGAGUUCAGAAUUUGUUGGACGCCGUAAGGAAGCAGAUAAUACUAAUGUUGUAUCAAGUAUCCCAACAACCGCUGCUGAGUCCUUUAAGGUUUCUGUCAACCCAGAACCAGAAGCUGUUUCUUUGAAUCAAAAUGCUGAUGAGAAAAAUGACACACCAAAAUCCUUAAUUGAUAGCUUGAAACAUGAUGGAUCCAAUGAUGUGACAAGUUCCAAAGGUGAAAUUCAAAUUGGUGAUCAAAUAAAUGCGCCAGUUUCCAACUAUGAAAUUCCAAGACAAGCGAGUGAUGCACCAAACUCUAAUGCUACUUUCCUGAAACCUGCAGCAGCCGAGAGUUCUGUUUCUCUGCCAAAUCAAGGUGAAACAGUGGAUUGUACAACUCCAAUGACAGAAGGACACAGUUAA